AUGCCUCUUGCACCCCACAUGCAUGCUGCCACCAGAGCCGCGGCGCCGGCAAUUCCCAAGCUCGGCCCUGUCGCCUCAAGGGUACUACCGGGUCUCGUCGUAGCAGGUGUUGUCUACACCGUGGGGUCGUACGUCUCCUCGCAGCUACACACCGAGGCCGGUACAAUGGACCGCAUCUUCGCUCAGCAGAAUACGCCCGAGGUCGAGGAGGCGCGGAGGAGAUCCCUUCAGGUCGACGUCAACGGCGAUCCCCGGAACAACCUGCUAAACGUCCUCGGCUGGUCGAAAUGA
This is a messenger RNA of Durotheca rogersii, 291 nucleotides long. RefSeq lists its product as uncharacterized. The record is from RefSeq and is a predicted model, not a curated record. NCBI's taxonomy places the organism in Eukaryota, Fungi, Ascomycota, Sordariomycetes, Xylariales, Xylariaceae. The transcript is spliced from 3 exons. Bases 1 to 291 code for a protein of 96 amino acids.